AAGCUCAAAACAAAGAGCAGAUAACAAGCCUUUUGAGCAGAUAAAUUCCAAAGAAAAUAUUGUGAGAUAUUUUGUGCAGAGUCUAAAUUUAGCAGCCAAAAUUAGAGUGAUACAAUAUUGUGAGUGAUCAGAUUACAAGUGCAGUUUAAGCCUUGUAUGAUUGUAAUUUUCUUUAGUGUUAAUAAAAUCCCCUCUCUCUCGUUCGCCCGUGGAUGUAGGUCAGAUUAGACCGAACCACGUUAAAUAUCGUGUUCAAUUUCGUUUGCAAUUUUUCAGUAGUUUUAUUCCGCUAGUGUCACCGAAAUCAUUUAUCGAUUUGUUUGAAGUACUUAACUCGUUUUGUUGUAUCCCAACAGGUCACCCGUUAAUUUGGGUUAACAACCCCUUCGGGUUGAUUGUACUGUUACUUAAUUUUUGUUUUUUUUUUCCUCAACAUUUUCCUUGCUUUUUUUUUAUUUUAUCAUUAUAAUUAUUUAUGCUAAUUAUUUAUGCUGAAAAGUUUAUUCUUGAUCUAGGGACCCAAAAUCGAAAGUUGGUAACUUUAAGUGUGACUUGAAAAUUGAUUACAUGUGUCCAAACAAAAUAAAUAAAACCCCAUACGUACCCAACAUCCACUUGAUAAAUACCCAAGCCAUACAUAACAAACACUUAUCUCGUCACAGUAUGGACCUUCAUAGAUAUGUGUAGCUGGACAAUCUUUAGAGUUUCUUGAUGUGUACUAUGCCCAUAUAAUGAAGACUGCUAGUUAGGGUUCUAACUGUAUUAAAAAUCUUUUUCUAAGUUUAUGAAUAAGAAUAUUCUCAAGAAUAAGAAUAUUCAUUUAUGUGGAGUGAGCCAUAUUAAAUAUUGUGUUUAUGUGUAUAAUUUAUUCUCGUUUAUUUGAAACAAUAUUACAGUAAUCAAUUUCAUUGAUAAAUAAGAAUUGGAAAUUUUUUGCUUAAAGAUAAUUGAAUAGCAUUUAAAUUCUGUUGCCAAUUGUUCAAAUUGAUAUUUCAAUUCUACGUCACUAAUUUCUUUGGUAUUUAACAAAUUUGCCUAGCUACAAACUUCAUACUCAUUUGUAAAAUGCUAUUGGUAUAUGUAAAUUUUCCAAUAGGGAUAAUAUGAUUUUUUUUUUUCUCAUGAUAACCAUAAUGUCGAUUUCCGUUUCCAGAAAUGAUUGUGGGACAGGAAGAUAUGUGGAGACCGUGAAAAAACAGCCUUGCUACCUUGUCAUUUACCAUAAGUUUGAGAUGUUCUUUUGUUUCUUUUUCUAUUCCAUAUUUGUUUUUGAUGUGUCAUUCUUUUAUCGUGACACUUUUUUACAUCUAUAAUCAACACAUAUCAUUCCCUUUUCCCGAAUCAACAUUUUAAACUCAUAAUAUGAGAAAACGUCACACAUUAGAAAAGUGAAAUUUCGUCCUUGACUUGUCAACUUCUCUCCUUUUAAGUUUAUGAUGCAAAUGGGUGACUAACUCAGUUCUAUAUCCGAUAUUAUUUUCGACAUUUUUUUAUAUCUAAGAGCAUCAUCUAUCAUAAAAGAGCAGUUCUCACAAAGUUUUUUGGUGACAAGGUAAUGUCUUAUCUAUGAACUAAAAAUCUUAACAAAUAUCCACAUUAAAUCAGUUUUUUUCUAAUAACUUCUUUUAUUGGUUCCACAAUGUAAAUUAUAAGUAAAAAAUUAAUAAAAUAAUAUUACGUAGUAUGUGACAACCUCAUUGAUAAAACUUUAUUUUGAAAAAGCUUUCUCCAAUAGUUUUUUUUUUUCAAAUUUUAAAUGUAUUUGUUUGAAGAAACUUUAGAAAAAAAAAAGCCCAAAAGACGCUCUUAUUGUUGAUAACAAUAAUUCAAGUAUCUAAUGACAUCUCCGACAAUAUACAUGAUUAAAUUGAUACAUUUCGUACAUCAAAUAGCCUGAAUAAUGCAAAUUCAAUAGCACCAAAACCAUUAUUAUUUGCUUUAUAUAUAUGACCAUAGUCCUUGUGGGUUUACAGUUACAGAAAAAAAAACAUCAAGUUCGGUGUCCCUUUUGUGUCCACUUAUCCAACCUGAUUAUAGACUUAUAGUUUUUUAACGGUGUCAUCUUUUGUGAUCGUUGCUCCAUAACAAAACUAACCCUAAAAAUUCACGAGACAAACCACGAGAACGCUAGGCUUUGGGUCAUAUCAUCGUCCCCAUCAAUCAAAUCUUUUUGGUGAGUUUAUUUGCCCACCAACGCAUAUAUCUCCACGAUGUGGAAAUACGCUUGAAGAUCAGUGAUCACCCAUCAGAAUGUUAGACCAGAGAAGCAAACUAAACCAUGGUGACGAUCUGGACGAUGAAAGUCACCCAAUUUCGUUCACAACCGAAUGUUAUGCAUGCACUCAAGUAGGUGUUCCGGUGUUCCACUCCACUAGCUGCAACCAAGCUCAACAACCGGAAUGGGAAGCUUCCGCCGGCUCAUCCCUCAUCCCCAUCCGCAACAGACCCGGUUCCAAGAUCAUCAAGAACCGAUAUUCCGCCGGAAAACGGAGACCACUGUCGUCUUCAGGGUUGUCGUUCAGGCGAGUGUAUGAUCCAAGGAGCAAAAGUGUACAAAGGUGGAAUAGGUUUGUGUUGCUUGCUCGUGGUAUGGCGUUGGCUGUUGACCCAUUGUUCUUCUACUCGCUGUCAAUAGGCCGUGGGGGUACGCCGUGUCUUUACAUGGACGGCGGUCUUGCGGUGGUCGUGGCCGUCCUGCGGACAAUGAUUGACUGCUUCCAUGUCGUCCACAUAUGGUUACAGUUUCGGGUGGCUUAUGUGUCACGUGAGUCGCUUGUGGUUGGUUGUGGGAAGCUGGUGUGGGACCCGAAGUCUAUCGCAUUGCAUUAUGUGCGAUCACUUAAAGGCUUCUGGUACGACAUAUUCGUCGUACUGCCGGUUCCUCAGGUUGUGUUCUUGUUGGUACUUCCGAAACUUAUCCAAGAAGAGCGAAUAAAAACGAUCAUGACCACCCUUCUGCUAGUUUUCAUGCUCCAGUUCCUCCCCAAAGUCUACCACUCCAUCUACUUAAUGAGACGGAUGGCAAAGGUCACCGGCUACAUCUUCGGCACCAUUUGGUGGGGUUUCGCCCUUAAUCUAAUCACUUAUUUUUAUUGCCUCUCAUGUUGCCGGGGGCUGUUGUGGGCGCUUCCUGUGAUCUCUAGCAACUCGCUAAGGAUAAAAAUUCUUUAUCCUAUCUUUUGGGGUUUAAUGAGUCUCAGCACUUUCGGGAAUGAUCUUGAGCCCACUAGUCACUGGGUCGAAGUGAUCUUCAGUAUUUGCAUCGUGCUGAGUGGCUUGAUGCUAUUCACCUUAUUGAUUGGUAAUAUUCAGGUGUUUCUGCAUGCUGUUAUGGCGAGGAAGAAGAAAAUGCAACUGAGAUGCCGAGAUAUGGAGUGGUGGAUGAAAAGGAGACAAUUGCCAUCGCGUCUUAGACAUAGAGUUCGCCAUUAUGAACUUCAAAAUUGGGUUUUGAUGGGUGGAGAAGAUGAGAUGGAAUUGAUUAAAGAGUUCCCAGAAGGCCUCAGACGAGAUAUUAAACGGUUUUUGUGUAUUGAUCUAAUCCGAAUGGUACCAUUGUUCCAUAACUUGGAAGAUCUUAUUCUUGAUAACAUCUGCGAUCGUGUUAAGCCGCUUGUGUUUUCAAAAGAUGAAAAGAUCAUCAGGGAAGGGGAUCUAGUGCAACGAAUGGUGUUCAUUGUUCAAGGGCGUGUAAAAAGCUACCAAAACCUAAGUAAAGGAGUUGUAGCCACAAGCAUCCUGGACCCUGGAGGCUACUUCGGCGAUGAGCUUCUAUCAUGGUGCCUUCGGAGACCAUUGAUAAACAGGCUUCCAUCAUCGUCGGCUACAUUUACGUGUUUAGAAGCUACACAUGCAUUUGGGUUGGAUGCCAACCAUCUUCAGUAUGUUACAGACCAUUUUCGGUACAAAUUUGCAAACGAGAGGCUGAAGCGUACAGUGAGAUAUUACUCCUCGAACUGGAGGACAUGGGCGGCAGUAAAUAUCCAGCUUGGGUGGAGGAGGUAUAUGGCGAGGAUGAGGCCGGUGAUGGCUAUUAUAAGUGCAGAGAAUAAUGGCAGUGACCGUAUGCUUAGGCAGUAUGCUGCCAUUUUCAUGUCAAUUAGGCCACAUGAUCAUUUGGAUUGAACUGUGAUUAUCAUUGGUACAAAUCAAAUAAAGAUCAUUUGAUGAUUUCGUGUGACUUAUGCGAACUCCAAUAAACUCAUGCCUCUAAAGUUUGAUCGAUGCUUGCCUCACUUUAUUUUUUAUUCAUCUGUACCGUAUAUCUCUAUAUAUAAUUUCAAUUAUCUAGAAU
This is a messenger RNA of Lactuca virosa, 4294 nucleotides long. The record is from the annotation of a GenBank genome assembly. NCBI's taxonomy places the organism in Eukaryota, Viridiplantae, Streptophyta, Magnoliopsida, Asterales, Asteraceae.